Molecule: messenger RNA, 2744 nt
Organism: Phragmites australis (common reed)
Lineage: Eukaryota; Viridiplantae; Streptophyta; Magnoliopsida; Poales; Poaceae
Product: threonine synthase, chloroplastic-like
Exons: 4
Coding region: 134-1822 (562 amino acids)
Biological process (GO): L-cysteine biosynthetic process
Cellular component (GO): cytoplasm
Molecular function (GO): pyridoxal phosphate binding; threonine synthase activity
Source: RefSeq, a predicted model, not a curated record
UGACUGAUUCGACUUCCGCUCCCUAAAGCCUAAACCCUCCUCCACGUCACCCACGUCCUCCCUAAUUGGUAAUCGCCCCCUCCCCUCUGGCCCUUUCCCAUCUCGCCGCCGCGCCGCCAAGCCUCUCCGCGCCAUGGCGACCAGCUCCACCGCGGCCUCCUCCUCCAUCUCCCUCCUCUUCUCCCACCCCAAUUCCCGCCACUCAUCCGCCCACAGGCCCUUCCCGGGCUCCCACCUCCGCCUCCCGCGCCGUGCGCGCUGCUCCUCCUCCGAUGCCGCCGCCCCCGCCUCCUCCGCGACGGCCACUAAGCACCGCCGCCCCGCGGAGGAGAACAUCCGGGAGGAGGCGGCGCGCAUCCGAGGCCCCGCCAACGAUUUCUCGGCGUGGUACGUGCCGUUUCCCCCGACGCCCGGCGGCGACCCCGACGAGCGCUAUUCGCUCGACGAGGUCGUCUACCGCUCUAGCUCCGGCGGCCUGCUCGACGUACGCCAUGACAUGGAGGCGCUCGCGCGCUUCCCGGGCUCCUACUGGCGCGACCUCUUCGACUCCCGCGUCGGCCGCACCGCUUGGCCCUACGGCUCCGGCGUCUGGUCCAAGAAGGAGUUCGUGCUCCCGGAGAUCGACUCCGACCACAUCGUCUCUCUCUUCGAGGGCAAUUCCAACCUCUUCUGGGCGGAGCGCCUCGGCCGCGAGCACCUCGGCGGGAUGAACGACCUCUGGGUCAAGCACUGCGGCAUUUCCCACACCGGCUCCUUCAAGGACCUCGGCAUGACCGUGCUCGUCAGCCAGGUCAACCGCCUCCGCCGCAAGUCGCUCUCGCGCCCAAUCGCAGGCGUCGGAUGCGCCUCCACGGGCGACACCUCCGCCGCGCUCUCCGCGUACUGCGCAGCCGCGGGCAUCCCCGCCAUCGUGUUCCUGCCCGCCGAUCGCAUCUCGCUGCAGCAGCUCAUCCAGCCGAUUGCCAACGGCGCCACCGUGCUCUCGCUGGACACGGACUUCGAUGGCUGCAUGAGACUCAUCAGGGAGGUGACUGCGGAGCUGCCGAUUUACCUUGCCAACUCACUCAACUCGCUUCGGCUCGAGGGGCAGAAGACGGCGGCCAUCGAGAUAUUGCAGCAGUUCAAUUGGCAGGUGCCGGAUUGGAUCAUUGUUCCAGGAGGCAAUCUCGGGAAUAUCUAUGCGUUCUACAAGGGAUUUGAGAUGUGCCGUGUUCUUGGACUUGUUGAUCGUGUGCCGCGGCUUGUCUGUGCACAGGCUGCAAAUGCAAAUCCAUUGUACCAGUACUACAAGUCAGGGUGGACUGAGUUCCAGCCACUGGUUGCUGAAACUACAUUUGCAUCUGCAAUACAAAUUGGUGACCCGGUAUCUGUUGAUCGUGCGGUGGUCGCACUGAAGGCAACUGAUGGUAUCGUAGAGGAAGCUACAGAGGAGGAGCUCAUGGAUGCAAUGGCGCUUGCUGACCGCACUGGCAUGUUUGCCUGCCCACAUACUGGGGUUGCACUUGCUGCUCUGUUUAAGCUCCGGGAUCAGCGUAUAAUUGGGCCUAAUGACCGCACAGUGGUUGUUAGCACAGCGCAUGGUCUAAAGUUCACGCAGUCAAAGAUCGACUACCAUGACAAAAACAUCAAGGACAUGUUGUGCCAGUAUGCUAAUCCACCGAUCAAUGUAAAGGCUGAGUUUGGUUCUGUGAUGGAUGUUCUCCAGAAGAAUCUCAAUGGGCCAUACACUCCGGCUGCUAUCCUUGCGAGAUUUCUUGGAUGCAUCCAUUGGGAAAGUCUUGAAGCUGAGGAGCAAGAUUGCUUCCACAACAUCAGCUAUUAAAUCAGUAUUUGGACAAGAGGUUCGACAGCAGGAUGCAGCCAACAAAUUGGAGCAACUCGGAGAAGGGAUGGUCAAAGUGCGAGAGCUUUUUCGUGACACGGAAUCAACAGAGUUUAUAAUCGUGACAAUCCCAACGUAACAAUUGUGUGCCUAACUCUCCAGCUCCCUUGUAUAUGCAUGUCUCCAUAAGGUAUACUCUUCCCUUUCCUUUUGGUUUGACAUUUUCAGGUGAUGGCAAUCAGUGAAUCAUCGAGAUUGAAAGUGUUCCUGUAAGGAGACUCGUUGUCAACCAAGUUCACCUUCAACAUCAGACUGUAAAUUUUGUGCUAUAAAAAGAAAGGUACAAACUGAUUAGAUUUUCAUUGAAUUUCUUGUUCUUGUAAGAACUACCUACCUGCAGGGGCAUUUAUCUAUUUUCCUUCACACAUGAUCAAACAUGUGCUUUGGACAUGAUAAGGAAUGAUCCAGAAUUGAUGGGGUCGAACAUUAUCCAAGCACCUCUUGUGGACAUGGAGAUUAGAGGUGUUCCUGCUCUCAAGUUUUUGGGUGAUAUAGUGUGGCAGUAACUUCAGUAGGAAAAGUAGGAUCACUUCAGGGUGCUUAAUAGCUUAAUACCGCUGUUAGCCUGUUGAGUGCUACACUGUUGAACUGCUUUGCAAACUGUGGAACUUGCUAUCAGCUUGGGCAGUUCUUUAUAGAUAGAAUUCAGGUAGCAUAUUCUCAUACCUUAAAUCUGAGUGGAUGGCCUCAAAAUGUAGGGAUUUGAUGCACUAGCAUAUGGUGAAUUGUUACACUUAGCAGCUAUGCCGGAUUGGAUAUAGUUAGAAACAUGCCAAUUGAGCCCAAAUGGCGUAGUAUUACUGCUGCUGUAAUAGAUCAAGCUUAUCUUUUGAUACCAAUGGGUACUCAGCUCCUUACUAAA